Molecule: messenger RNA, 611 nt
Organism: Lactuca sativa (garden lettuce)
Lineage: Eukaryota; Viridiplantae; Streptophyta; Magnoliopsida; Asterales; Asteraceae
Source: RefSeq, a predicted model, not a curated record
GAAUCAUUAGCAAAAGGGUUGGAAUCACUUUGUUCAGGGGACAUGCGUUUGUCUCUUGAAGAAGGACAAAAAUGGUCUUGCAUUCUGCUUCCAUGGGUAUUUAGGGAAACUUCAUCUGAUGCUAUUAGAUCUUCUGCAAUCACAAUCCUUUCUCGUAUCUGUGAAGAUUAUGGGCCUUCUUCCAUUCCCAUUUCCCAAGGUUGGUUAGCUAUUAUGCUUUCAGACAUUCUCAAAUCCAGAAAGUUAUCUCUUAAAGGGAGUGCUCAACCUAGGGACAAAGUCAAGACACAAAUCGAUCAGGCAAAUGUACUUUCUGGUACCCAAAGUGUGAACCAAUUGGCUAGUGCUGUGGUCAACUUAGCAGUCAAUGGUGAUUCAUUUGCUUUGGAAGAUUUUCUUACCCUUGAACCAUUUAUUAACACAUUCAAAAAUCUAAAGAAAGGAAAUAUCCCUAAAGUGAAUGCUUUAGAUUCUGCACUUGCAACUUUAAAGGGUAUCAAAGCAAUGACAGUGUUUUCACGUGUGUGAUUGAAAGUAGGUGGGAGAAAGACUCGACAUCUAACCUUAGAUUUGCAAGGCUGAAUCUUGUUGAUCUGGCUGGUUCAGAAAGG